This is a messenger RNA of Postia placenta MAD-698-R-SB12, 753 nucleotides long. RefSeq lists its product as hypothetical. Lineage: Eukaryota; Fungi; Basidiomycota; Agaricomycetes; Polyporales; Adustoporiaceae. The coding region runs from base 1 to 753 and encodes 250 amino acids. The transcript has 15 exons. The record is from RefSeq and is a predicted model, not a curated record.
AUGGAUAUCGAGCUUAACGCGAAUAUUGGAUGCUUUUUCAUCGGAGUUAUAAUCGCCACCCCGUUGUAUGGUCUUACUUGUGCUCAAGUCAUGUACUAUGUUCGCGACUAUUCAGAGGACUGGAUCUGGUUGAAGAGCUUGGUUGCUGUUUUAUUCCUCCUGGAUACCGCAACGUCGAUCGUGUCGUUUGAGAUUGAAUAUUUGCUCGCUGCAUUCAUUGUGAUCAUUGUGCAAUCUUAUUACAUGCGCACAAUAUGGAUCCUACUAGCCAAUAAGCCCUACAAGAUACCACUGAUGGCCGUCUUGGUUGCAUUGACCCUUGUAUCAUUUGGUGAGCACUCUCCAUCCAUACCUGCUCUGUACACCAAGUUGCGGAUCUGUCAUUCGACGUUGCCUCUUGAUUCAAACCCCAAGUUCAGCACCGACUCGCUCCUGCGCACUCUCAUGAUCUACGCGAUCAACCGAGGUAUACUCACCACUUUGUGGCAAGUAGCCCUGAUGCGUUUUACUGGUCCCUUUUCCACUUUCCCGGAAGCAAAGGUGCGCGUGAGGAACUAUAACCCAUCCACCACCAUAUCGGCAAAUGCAACAAUGGGCAGGAAUAUCCCAUCACGCUCUGUGGACGAAGAGGUGGCCAGCACAUCUUACAGCUCGAGGGACGGAGGACGGCUGAGUACCUUGCAGAUCUUGCGCAAACCUCUGUGCAAAUUCGUUAUAUUCUUGUUGGUUGAUCUCGCUUCGGAUCUCAAAUAG